CAGAAACAGUUUGUUUCAGGUUUUGCGUUUUGCGUUCGGAGUUACUUACUCUGCUUAUCACCGCCGGCGAUGGAGUUGCCGGAGUGCCCAGUGUGCCUUCAAUCCUUCGACGAUCGCGACGCAGUUCCUCGUGUUCUACCGUGUGGACACUCCGUUUGCGAAGCUUGCCUUGCGGAGUUUCCACAGCGGUACCCGAACACUAUUCGGUGCCCCGCGUGCACACAACUCGUGAAGUACCCUUCACAACAAGGUCCUUCAUCUCUUCCCAAAAACAUCGACCUCCUCCGGCUCUGCCUCCAACACUCCCCUUCUUCUCAGAAACCGAAUCAACGGUCCACGAUCAACGCUUGUUACGAUCACGCUCCGUUCUGGUCCCCUGAGUUCUAUGCUGCAUGGAAGGAUUGGAUUCUCCCGCACGACGCCGUUUCAGUCGAUGAUAAGGGUUUUGGUCUGUUCGGUUCUUCGCCCAAGGGUAGGGUUUGCUUUGGAGUUAACCGCAGCGUGAGUCUUGUUCCUAUUGUUUGUUUCCCUCCAGGGGAUCAUUCCAAGUUUAGGUUUAGUUACGUUGCGCGGGUGAUUAAGUGUUUGGAGGGGAUGAACGAGGUGGCGAGGGAGGAGUUGGCGUUGAUUCUCGAAGCUUCCGUGAGGCAGGGGAGGAUGUGUAGGGUUUAUGGGUUGUGGAGUGAGGGGGUGGAGGGGCCUCUGUAUAUGGUGUGUGAGAGGCAAUGUGGUAAUCUUUUGGACAAGUUUGGGGAAUUGGGAAAUGGGUUUGUUGGUGGGAAUGAGGGUGGUUUGAAGUUGGAUGCUGGUGGGGUUUUCAGUUUUUUAAUGAUUGGGAAGGGUCUAUGUGAAGCUUUGCUUGCUUUGCACUUGGAAGGUUUGGUUGCUGGCUGUUUGGGGCUUUCUUGUUUCUCUUUUGAUGAGCUUGGUGGCAUUUGUGUUGAUUUGAAUGAGGCUUUGGUGAUGAGAAAGAAGUUUGUGAAUGCUGUUUCCCGCAUACAUGAAGAAGAAGCAGUGUGGGAGGAUUGCUUGGAGAAUGAGUUUUUCGUAAGUCCGGAGGUUUUGUAUGAGUUGUUGCACAAGAGGGUUGCUACUUUGGAUAGUGGGCAUUCAAGAGUUCCAAUUGGGUAUGGCUCGGAUGUAUGGUCAUUGGCUUGUGUACUGCUGCGGCUUCUUAUUGGAAAUGCACUGCCUCGGAAUACCUUGGAAAUGAAUGGAGAGAAUGGCAGUGAUAUCUCAGCUAGUUACAUGUGCUGGGUGGAGAAAGUUAGUUCUGUUUUGGAAGACAAACUAGGCUCUGAGUAUCUGUCACUGAGGCAGACUCUUUGCAAAUGUCUGGACGUCAAUCCAGGAAACCGUCCAGAUGUGGUGGAUGUGAGGAAGUGCAUUCAGGAAAUGUUAGUGAAACCUCAAUUUGAUAUUUUGGGCAACUUGGAGGUCACGAUAAGUGGGAACAGCUCAGGUCACUGCUUGGUUUUAGGGGAGUUGUGUUUGUUGCCUAAGGAAAGGUCUAAUGAACUGAGUGAACAUGAGUUGAAGGAGAAAGAAAUUGGCAGCCAACCAAAUUUUGUUCAAGAUGUCAAAGACAAAUCUGAUGAAGACUUUGCUGCUGGCUUAUCUAAGGGAAUGACUGAACUCAAAGAUCUGCGAGGCCAUCUUGAUUGUAUCAGUGGAUUGGCUGUUGGGGGAGGGUACCUACUUAGCUCCUCAUUUGAUAAAACUGUUCAUGUAUGGUCAUUGCAGGACUUUUCUCAUUUACACACAUUUAGAGGUCAUGAGAAUAAAGUCAUGGCUCUAGUUUAUGUAGAUGAAGAAGAACCAUUGUGCAUAAGUGGUGACAGUGGAGGGGGCAUGUUUAUCUGGGGAAUGGCUGCCCCUCUUAGGCAAGAUCCCUUGAGAAAAUGGUAUGAGAAGAAGGAUUGGCGUUUUAGUGGUAUCCAUUCCUUGGCAGUUUCCAGAAAUCAUUCUCUCUACACUGGAAGUGGAGAUAGAACAAUAAAAGCAUGGUCAUAUAAGGAUGAAACUUUGAUAUGCACAAUGACUGGACAUAGAUCUGUAGUUUCCACACUUGCUGUAUGUGAUGAGGUUCUUUACAGUGGUAGUUGGGAUGGUACAAUUCGGUUGUGGAGUCUUAAUGACCACAGUCCAUUGACAGUUCUGGGGGAAGAUACGCCUGCAGAGAUGAAGCCUAUCCUGGCUAUUACUGUAGAUAGGCAUUUGCUUGUUGCGGCAUAUGAGAAUGGAUGCAUUAAGGUCUGGAGAAACGAUGUGUUCAUGAAUUCCAAAACAUUGCACAAUGGGGCCAUCUUUGCUAUGAGUAUGCAUGGAAAAUGCCUAUAUACAGGAGGUCGGGACAAAAAUGUUAAUAUACAGGAAUUAUCUGGAGAUGAGUUUGAACUGGACGUCAAAGCAUAUGGAUCCAUUCCUUGCAGUUCUGUUGUAACAGCCAUAUUAUGCAACCAAGGAAAACUGUACGUUGGAUAUGCUGACAAGUCUAUCAAGGUUUAUCUGUAAAUAGUAAGAGUUUAUAAGGUGAAUCUGUUCAACUCAUGGUUUGAUCGCUCAAGUUUCAGCCAAAUAGUUUGAUUUUUCUCAAAUUAUGCAUUAUCCUUGUGAUACUCGGUUUUGGAGUGCUCGUUAAUUCACAUUUUCCACCCAGAUGUAGAUAAUAUGAUCCAAGUGAUACUUAAAAUUAUGUACAUAUUCAAAACUAAUUAUUUUUAGGGCUUGAUUCUUGGGGUUGGAUUAUUACCUGAAACUAUUGCCAUGUAUACUUUAUAUAAUAACAUAACAUAGUAAAUUUGUUCAGGUUCA
Molecule: messenger RNA, 2814 nt
Organism: Cajanus cajan (pigeon pea)
Lineage: Eukaryota; Viridiplantae; Streptophyta; Magnoliopsida; Fabales; Fabaceae
Product: zinc ion binding protein
Biological process (GO): protein phosphorylation
Molecular function (GO): ATP binding; protein binding; protein kinase activity
Source: RefSeq, a predicted model, not a curated record